GGUGCCGGGCCUGGGUGGUGUCCGCGGUUCCCCUUUCCCAGGCCCACUCCCGGCGGCACCACCCGCCUUUCGGUCCUUGAACUUUCCCGGCAAGGCCGGAAGCGACACCGCCGCCCUGGCGCAGCCACCGCCACCACCGCCGCCGCGGGCGCCGACGUCGCCGGGGUCGGUGAAGGUGGGCGCGGUCCCCAACCGCCGCCUGGGCAGCGUCCGCGGCGUGCCCAUGUCUUUGCCGCCAGGGCGCCGGGCCCGCCUGUCGUCCCCUGGGACCGGCCGCUCGUUCUCCGAGGCCCGCGAGGAGCUGCGGCGCCGCCUCAUGGGCCUCAUCGAGGGCAACCGAGUGAUGAUCUUCAGCAAGAGUUACUGCCCGCACAGCGCGCGGGUUAAAGAUCUGUUUUCAUCUUUGGGAGUUGAAUGUAACAUCUUGGAACUUGAUCAAGUCGAUGAUGGGGCCAAUGUCCAAGAAGUGCUUUCAGAGAUCACUAAUCAGAGAACUGUGCCCAAUAUUUUUGUGAAUAAAGUGCACAUGGGUGGAUGCGAUCGAACUUUCCAGGCCCAUCAGAGUGGUUUAUUACAGAAGCUCCUUCAGGAAGAUUCAGCAUAUGAGUACGACCUCAUUGUCAUUGGGGGAGGUUCUGGUGGCCUUGCAUGUGCUCAGGAAGCCGCCAUCUUGGGAAAGAAAGUUAUGGUGCUAGACUUUGUGGUCCCGACGCCUCAGGGCACAUCAUGGGGUCUUGGCGGUACUUGUGUAAAUGUGGGCUGUGUUCCUAAGAAAUUGAUGCACCAAGCUGCCCUUUUAGGGCAGGAAUUAAAGGACGCCAGGAAAUUUGGCUGGGAGUACAGUCAUCAAGUGAAGCACAACUGGGAGACUAUGAUAGAAGCAAUUCAGAAUCACAUUGGCUCUCUAAACUGGGGCUACAGGUUGUCCCUGAGGGAGAAGGCUGUGACCUAUGUCAAUUCUUAUGGAGAAUUUGUCGAACAUCAUAAAAUAAAGGCAACCAAUAGAAAAGGACAGGAAACUUACUAUACUGCUGGCAAAUUUGUCCUAGCGACAGGCCAAAGACCCCGCUAUUUAGGAAUCCCAGGAGAUAAAGAGUACUGUAUUACUAGUGAUGACCUUUUUUCUCUGCCUUAUUGCCCUGGCAAAACAUUAGUGGUGGGUGCGUCUUAUGUUGCUCUGGAAUGUGGCGGGUUUCUUGCUGGAAUUGGCUUAGACGUCACGAUUAUGGUGCGCUCAAUCCUUCUUCGUGGCUUUGAUCAAGAAAUGGCAGAGAAAGUGGGUUCCUACAUGGAGCAACAUGGUGUUAAGUUCUUAAGAAAAUUUGUACCUGUGAUGGUUCAGCAGUUGGAUAAAGGUUCACCUGGAAAGCUGAAAGUAGUGGCUAAAUCCACUGAAGGACCAGAAACUAUUGAAGAAAUAUAUAAUACAGUUUUGUUAGCCAUUGGUCGUGCCUCCUGUACAAGGAAAAUAGGCUUGGAGAAGAUUGGUGUCAAAGUCAAUGAAAAGAGUGGCAAAAUACCAGUAAACGACGUGGAACAGACCAAUGUACCCUAUGUUUAUGCUGUUGGGGAUAUUCUGGAGGGUAAACUUGAGCUCACACCCAUUGCUAUACAGGCAGGCAAGCUGCUGGCUCGCAGACUUUUUGCUGGCUCUUUGGAAAAGUGUGAUUAUGUUAAUGUCCCGACUACAGUGUUUACUCCUUUGGAAUAUGGCUGCUGUGGAUUAUCUGAGGAGAAAGCUAUUGAAGUGCAUAGAAAAGAGAAUCUCGAGGUAAGAUUGUGUAUUCAUACUUUUUUCUGGCCUCUUGAAUGGACAGUGGGCGGCAGAGACAACAAUACUUGUUAUGCAAAGAUAAUUUGCAAUAAAUUCGACAACGAUCGGGUGAUAGGAUUCCACGUUCUCGGACCAAAUGCCGGUGAGAUCACCCAAGGGUUUGCGGCCGCAAUGAAAUGUGGGCUCACAAAGCAGCAACUGGACAACACCAUUGGAAUUCAUCCCACAUGUGGUGAGGUGUUUACAACCUUGGAAAUUACAAAGUCGUCAGGACUAGACAUCACGCAGAAAGGCUGCUGAGGCUAGGCCCGCUGCUGUUGUGGUUUCCCUUGUCCUAUUCCCCAUUUUUCUCAAAAACAAGAAUGCCCCUGGGUCAAGUGAGUCGGUGCUUAGGCACCUGCUCCAGUGUGUGGGGCACAGUGCUGGACUUCUCUUCCCAGCACAGAGAUGAGAAGGACGAGGAGGCAAGACGGCAGCGGAUGUUGUGCUCAGCGGGCUUGGCUGGCUGGGAGAGGCACAUAGGCUGCCUCCUUGACGUCUUAGCUCGGAACCCAUUGUGAGGUGAGCUAAGGCUGAUGCUCUUCCAUGUCAGACUCGAGCUUCCCUCUGAAGGACCUUGCAAGCACAUAACUCACCCAAGUUAAUUUUUCUGGUUGCUGGUAUUUUUAUCCCCAUACCUUGUUUCUCUGAAAGUGUUUUCUCAGUGUGGAAACUGACUGUAAAGUGGCGAGUCUCCAGUAUGUGGGCCUGGAAUUCUGUGUGGUCACUGAUGAAUGGUGUCCCAGAAGUGCCUUCGAGUAGCUGGCUGUGACAUGUGGGUGCCUUAGCAGGAAGUUGGGCACACCAGGUAGAGAGUCAGCUGUAUACACCGUACCCACCAUCAGACUCCCGCCUCGUGCCUCACCCUCUCUGGGUUCCCAGUGGCAACCAUCUUGGAGUCCUCUCUUAUUAGUGUCUCAUGUCAGACAUGCUUGAAUGUCUUCUCUAUGUUGAUCUUAAGAGUAAUAUUAAAAAGUUUUUAAUACUGUAUUAUGUGAGAUCUAAUUAAUUUAAAACUUUAAAAUGAUUCAAAUCCAUAUCUAUUGAAUUACAGUCAAGUUCAGUAAAUGGACAAGUGAUGGGAGAUUCUUUUUGAAUCUGCACAACUGUCAGCAUCUAAAAGGCCCUUGAAGUGGGGGUCUACCCAAGGUCCUCCUGGAAAAUCUGUUGUUUUCUUGAGAAGUGCACCACAGAGCGGCCAAGGCCAGGAAGGCAGCCUGUGCUCUCUUGAACAGGACAUUAGCCAUGAACCUACUGUCGUAAGAUUGGAUAGUUCUGUGGUCAGGAUUUCUAGCCGUAGGUUUCAAAUGAAAGAUUGAAAGCCAUUCAGCAGUUGGGGAACACCAGUGGAGCCUUGGAGCACCUAGACGAGCCUUUGCUCCCCCUCUCUGGAGACAGGGAAUGGAGCAGGGCUAGAGUGGGGAUGGGGACCCAACAACCUGAUAGAGGAUCUGGUUAUUGAGUUGCCUGUUUACUGGGGAGAGAAACAUACAAAUAUAACUAUGAAAAGUAAGGCUGGUUGUAGCAAUUACUACCACCCACCUAGAGACAGCCAGGUAAAACAGGAGGACGCUAUUAACUUCCACUGGGUAUGGGGUGAAGGGUAGUUGAUUGAUCAGAGUUUAAUGAAAGCAUCUGUAUUUGAACUGAACCAUGAGGGAUGAAUAGGAUUUCAAGGAUUUAAAGCAAUCUGGAGAGAUUCUGAAUGAUGCUUUUGAAGGGCUCAGCUGUAAUUCUAGAUAAAAUAAUUUAAAAAAACCUUUUUGUUACUAUAUUGCUGAGCACCACAUACAUAGAAACAACCAAGCAUUUGCAGGACCCCAGAUGAAAUGAAACCAGGAAGCCUGAGAGUGGGUUCUGUUUGCACUCAGCAUAAUGCAGAAAACCUUAAAGUCCAGGUGUGCCCAGGUGAAGUUUCAAACGGACAGCCUUUGUGUGAAGCUGGGACCCCAGUGGGCUGUACCACCAGUGGGAGGAUGAGCGAAAAACAUACCCUGCUUCCCAGAAAGAAGUAGCAAGGAAAUUUAGCUAUGUUCUUAAGAGGAAGGAAGUAAUC
Mustela erminea (ermine) is the source of this 3869-nucleotide messenger RNA. RefSeq names its product thioredoxin reductase 3 (gene TXNRD3). Gene Ontology annotation, cellular component: cytosol; mitochondrion. Gene Ontology annotation, molecular function: glutathione-disulfide reductase (NADPH) activity; thioredoxin-disulfide reductase (NADPH) activity; flavin adenine dinucleotide binding. Gene Ontology annotation, biological process: cell redox homeostasis; glutathione metabolic process; cellular response to oxidative stress. The record is from RefSeq and is a predicted model, not a curated record. NCBI's taxonomy places the organism in Eukaryota, Metazoa, Chordata, Mammalia, Carnivora, Mustelidae.